Sycon ciliatum is the source of this 1989-nucleotide messenger RNA. Its product is annotated as sushi, von Willebrand factor type A, EGF and pentraxin domain-containing protein 1-like. NCBI's taxonomy places the organism in Eukaryota, Metazoa, Porifera, Calcarea, Leucosolenida, Sycettidae. Bases 433 to 1989 code for a protein of 518 amino acids. The record is from RefSeq and is a predicted model, not a curated record. The transcript is spliced from 8 exons.
AUGCACUCAGCAAGGCUUCUGAGUGAAAAUAGCCUUUUUCGGAUCCACAGAUGGAAACAGCUCGUGUAUUCAUGGUGUGGAAGUCCAGAAGCCACCUGCUCAGCUUUUACUAGUUAUAGCAAGCAGAGAUGGAAAGGUGUUCUUUGUGACGGCAGCAGUGCAGCGCGCUGCUCAACGAAAUAUCGGUCACGGAUAUGCAGUCGUUACAAUCUGCUGGUUACGGCUGAGCGAACUAGUUCAUGGGUGAAUGAACGGCGCAAGAAGACUACAUCUGUCCAAUGUCUUGUUUGAUGUGUCGAAGAAGCAAGCCAGUUGUCUCGGCCGCAGAACAAGCGCCAACUUUACCAAGAAAAAUGAAUCCGGUGGUGUUCGUUGUCCAGCGAAUUCUGCAGUGCCCGAGGACUAGGGUGACUCCAGAAAGAGUGAGCCACUAUGGCGUGGCGAGCAGCAAUGGUCCUAAUUGCGUUCCUGGCGCUGGCAGCGGAUCGUCAGUGCUGCAGUGGGAGUGAAGACGUGACCUUUGAACAGAAUUGUAUAAGUGGAGACUUGCAAAACACACCCACCACUACACCAAGCAAUGCCUUUCAGCAGGCAAUGCAGACAAACACAUUCAAAUUUAAUACAACGUCGAAAAAGUGUGUCCUCACUUCCCAAUAUAAAUGCAACCCUGGAUAUGGUUUCAGAAAAGUCAGUGCCCAGAAUUGGGGUCAGAAAAUCAAGUUCGAAUCAAAUGAUGGCAUUGAGUGGACUGUUCAGAAGGAAUGUACUGAGAUCACUACAUAUUGCCCAGAGCCUGAACAUGUGCUGAAUGGAAUGCUGGUUGACAGUGACAACACUGGCCAUACACUAGGUUCAACACGUACUUUCCGGUGUAAGGAUGGAUACAAGCUGAAAGCUGGGAGUAAUCCUGUCAUCACAUGUACUAAAUAUAAGUCCAGAACAGGGCUCUGGAGACAGCUUCCUGUGUGUGAAGCGGAGGAUCCAGUUUCAGCAGCUUCAGAUCAAACUGGAAACCUUGGCACAGACCAGCCUGGAAACCUUGGCACAGGAUUAUCAAUAACAAGUACUACGGGACAGAUAAACAUUGCAAUUGCAACUACUCCGCCUGGUGGAGAUGGUGAUGGGGAGACUGCUAUGACUGAUGAAGAUGUGAUGACAGCAUCACCACCUGAUACUGCUGGGGAGACUGCUAUGCCAGAUGAAGAUGUGAUGACAACAUCACCACCUGAUGGUGCUGCAGAGACUGUCAUGCCAGAUGGAGGUGUGAUGACGACAUCACCACCUGAUGCUGCUGUGGAGACUACUGUGCCAGAUGAAGAUGUGAUGGCAACAUCGGAGGAAACUAACAUGCCCAGCAUAGGUAUCAGCUGUCCACAACCAGAUUCACUUACCAAUGGUAAAUCCAGACAUACAGGUGUGAGCUACCAGGAUACAGUAACUUAUGAAUGUAGUACAGGAUAUUCCAUGGUGGAUCCUCCAACUGGUACUCUGACAGCAACGUGUAUGGCAAACAAGCAGUGGUCUCAGCCUGUACCCGAGUGUCAACGUAUCAGCUGUCCACAACCAGAUUCACUUACCAAUGGUAAAUCCAGACAUACAGGUGUGAGAUACCAGGAUACAGUAACUUAUGAAUGUGAUACAGGAUAUUCCAUGGUGGAUCAUCCAACUGGUACUCUGACAGCAACGUGUAUGGCAAACAAGGCAUGGUCUCAGCCUGUACCCGAGUGUCAACCUCGCCAGCAACUCGCUACUCGGCGCCGUGCGUUUACAUACCUCGGUGUUUCUCUGGCGCCAGCAAAAGUGGAGGGUCCAGCCCACGUACUGACAUUUAUCGGCGUCAUCCUGGACACCCGCGCGAUCACAUCAGUCUGCCGAUGGACGAAUGUGCCAAGCUUCACGACCUCCUACGGGCCACUCUCCACACAGCUUCAACCACCCAAUGUCAACUCGAGUAUCUUCUGGGAAAGCUCUCAUUUGCUACAAGAGUGA